UAAACAAUUCAAAUAUUUUAAAAAAUUACGUUUGAAAGUCGUUGUGAAACGGUAACGAUAUUUUGUGAAUUUUACUAGUAAAUAGAAAUAUAUUUGAAAAGUGUGGCAUUUUAUUAUAAUAACGCGCUUUUUAACACAUUCGACGCAGAUAUAUCUCUUAGCGAACUUCAUCAAUGUUCAAGUAAUUGUGCUAAACAAAAAACCUGGGGAGGGUUAGUGAAGCAGGCACAUUAUUUUGCUAUAAAAUCAUUCAAAAUUCCGAAUUGCAAAAUGGAUGAUUUCCUUAAAAUCGAAAAGAUCGGAGAAGGUACUUACGGAGUGGUGUAUAAAGGGAAAAACAAAAUAACUGGGCAGUUUGUGGCUAUGAAAAAGAUUCGAUUGGAGUCUGAAGAUGAAGGUAUUCCCUCUACUGCGAUCAGAGAAAUUUCUUUAUUGAAGGAACUGAACCACCCAAACAUAGUAAAAUUAGAAGAUGUGCUUAUGGAGGAAAGUCGUCUGUACCUUAUAUUUGAAUUUCUCUCCAUGGACUUGAAGAAAUACAUGGACUCACUUGGUUCUGGGAAAUUCAUGGAUCCCGGUGUGGUGAAGAGCUACAUGUACCAGAUCAACAAUGCUAUUCUAUACUGCCACCAGAGAAGGAUACUCCACCGAGAUCUUAAACCACAAAACCUGCUGAUUGACAAGACUGGAAUUAUUAAGGUGGCUGACUUUGGUCUAGGCCGAGCUUUUGGUGUGCCUGUAAGAGUGUAUACUCAUGAGGUGGUGACCCUGUGGUACAGGGCUCCUGAAGUACUUCUUGGCAGUCAGAGAUAUUCCUGCCCCAUAGACAUGUGGUCAGUUGGCUGCAUCUUCUCAGAGAUGUCUUCAAAGAAACCGCUGUUCCAAGGAGACUCUGAAAUUGACCAACUGUUCCGUAUAUUCCGAAUGUUGCGCACACCCACUGAAGACAUUUGGCCUGGAGUGUCUUCAUUACCAGAUUAUAAACCUACAUUCCCCAACUGGACUACCUUCAACUUACAUAAUCAUGUACAAAAUCUCGACGAGGUGGGCAUGGACCUGCUUCAGAAGAUGCUCGUUUACGACCCGGUAAAGCGCAUUUCAGCGAAGGACACGCGGCGACACCGCUACUUCCGCGACGUGAAGCUGCCGGCCGGCCUCACCGUGCACAACGCCUACAUCCGCUACCAGCCCGAACACUCCACCGACAGCGACUGCAGCGCGCAGAGCGUAUAGUAAACACUCUAGUACUUUACUGGUGGCUAACAACUUGACUAGAUCUGACUGUGAUCAUUUUGACGUGUGCCCGAUUAAACGGCAUUGACUGAUGAAAAGUUCUCCUCAGGGAGUCAACAUGAUAGUCAUUCAGUCAGGACCAACCAACAGCAGGGUAUUUUUUACUUACCUACUGCCACAUUCCAACCUUUGGUCAAGUUAGUUCCAGCCUGUUAUACUUACUGUGUAUCUCUUUAAUUGUCACUAGACAGUGUCUGUUUCAACAUGAACGAAUUCUGUUGUUUAUUAGGAAAAUGGGUUGUUUGAGCUAGAGAUUCUGAUCUCUGAAAACUUUUUAGUGUCAACACUUAUUGUGGAAUCUAUUUAAUAAUUCUAAUUUUCACACGUAAAUUCUGUCAAUUACAUUGUAUUUCAAACAGAAAUAGGAUAUAUUGCACUUUUCAUAAAUAUUUCUGUUAUGAGAGGUUGCUACUAUUGUUUCCUUUUCCACAUAUUCCAUCUUCUCAUCCGUUUCUUAUACCCUUAUUUCUAAUUAUCAAUAAAAUAAUCAACCUCUCCUGCUUAUAAAAGCAAACAUAUACUAUUAAAUCUCAUGAUAAAAUAAGAAACAUGUGGCCUUCAAAUUAUUUUAAUUGUAUCAUAAGAAUGUUUUAAAAAUCGUUUCGGUAAGCGGCGUCGACUAGGAUUAAUAAUUAUUAUACACCUAUAGGCACAAAUAUUGUGAAAAUCUGUUGCGAUCUACGAACUUUCCGUAAUUAGCGGAUUUCCAGUAUCAAAAGAUACAUAAUGUGUCAAAUUUUUAACUAGCUGAUGGUAUAAUAAUGUAUAGAUUGUGUUUAUUGAACCGCGUCUCAUUGAUACUGUGCAACGUGCCUGCCUUUUCUUUACCGAUACGGAUCAUUCAUUUUCGAUUAACGAGUUUGUAUUGUGUAUGUUCUGAACCAUAAUGGUCAUAUUU
This is a messenger RNA of Trichoplusia ni (cabbage looper), 2191 nucleotides long. RefSeq names its product cyclin-dependent kinase 1 (gene Cdk1). The record is from RefSeq and is a predicted model, not a curated record. The transcript has 7 exons. NCBI's taxonomy places the organism in Eukaryota, Metazoa, Arthropoda, Insecta, Lepidoptera, Noctuidae. The coding region runs from base 271 to 1233 and encodes 320 amino acids. Gene Ontology annotation, cellular component: nucleus. Gene Ontology annotation, biological process: protein phosphorylation; G2/M transition of mitotic cell cycle; mitotic G2 DNA damage checkpoint signaling. Gene Ontology annotation, molecular function: ATP binding; RNA polymerase II CTD heptapeptide repeat kinase activity; cyclin-dependent protein serine/threonine kinase activity.